CUCCACUCUCAUAUAACUGGCUGCAGUAUCGAUGAAGCGAAGAAACCUUGUCAACACGCAAGAUUAGAGCGAGGCUCAGAAAAGCACAAAGAAAUGUGUUCCGAACUCGAGUGCGGUAUUUGCUACAGGGUGUACAACACGGGUCGCCGGUGCCCACGGGAACUCAUCUGUCUGCACACUUUCUGCGAGAGGUGUCUGGUGACUCUGUCCUCGACUUCGUUCCGAGACGAUGGAGGACUCGCAAAACCCGGGGACAUUGCGAUUGUCUGCCCAUUGUGCCGCUACUCGUCCACCGUCACGGGUGCAGAGGGGGUGCGGAAGGCAUUCCGGGUAGACGAAAGUGUCCUGGAACGUAUGUUAGCCGCCGGGGUUCUCGAUGACAGUUCAGCUGAGGAUAGCGAGAGCGAGGACGGGGACACCGAGGAGGGCGAGGAAAACGCCGAGGGCGCUCACCCGAUCGCAGAAGAAAGUGCCGUUCCGCGGUCGCGGAAAAGCAAGCUGUGGCGAUCCGUGAAGCGGUUCUGCGGGAAAAUCGCCGCGAAUAGCGGCCACACUCCGUCGCGUGGAAGCCGCUGCAUGACAAACGCGGACAUGAGAGAUCUCGCUUUGAUGUCCUGCUACAUGAUAUAAGAUCCAAAUGCACAUCUGAUGCCUGUUGCAUGGGAAGGAACUUUCACAUGUGGAAAUCUGUCGGAGAUCGACUCGCGUGACGCACUGCGCCACUGGCGCAACAGUAUGGACAGACGCAGAAAUCGCUUUUAGACAGUAUUAGCGCUCUUCCACUCAUCUAUUCGACGAGAGUAUUUCUGUAAUUAAUUCUUAAUUCUGAAGAAGCAGUCUGUAAUAGUUUUAUAUUUAAGGUGCACUUCUAAAGAAUAUUGAACUUUAUAUAUAUUUUUGUUAUGUUAUUUACUUUAUUUUGUAUAUAUAAUGUUAAGUUAAAGAAUUACGAAUGUUGUGUUAUAUUUUUGAUUGUAUGUUGCAGCAUCUUGCAUGUAUUGCAUUUGUUUGAAGUAUAACUUAUUUUUCAAUGAUAAGCAGGCAAUUUUUAAGCUGAUUUUUUGUAAUAAACAAACGUGCUUUGA
Molecule: messenger RNA, 1085 nt
Organism: Megalops cyprinoides (Indo-Pacific tarpon)
Lineage: Eukaryota; Metazoa; Chordata; Actinopteri; Elopiformes; Megalopidae
Product: E3 ubiquitin-protein ligase-like
Exons: 2
Coding region: 94-630 (178 amino acids)
Biological process (GO): protein ubiquitination
Molecular function (GO): ubiquitin protein ligase activity
Source: RefSeq, a predicted model, not a curated record